GAAAAUUAUAGCGGAUGGACAAGGAGAAACUGAAAUGUAGUGGUUGCCGUUGCAGGCAGUCUGGACAACUUUACGUGCUUCAAAACCGGCCCAAAACUCCCACCUUCGCGGAACUACGCUCAAUCAUCACCACCUACUAUUACUCUACAUAAUAAAUACUUUCUCAGGCUAUUUUUUCUUGCUCUGCAAUCUAAAAGGCAACCCAUAAAAAAUAUCUCACCUUUCCCUUCUUUCUUUCGUUGCUGUACAUUUCACUUCUAACUUCAGGUAUAUAUAUUGAUUAUCGAUGGAUAUUAACGAAAUUAUUGGCGAAACCGCCCCUCCUGUGAAUAAUUUACCAACGAAGAGUGCUAUAUAUGUGUGGGGAUAUAACCAGAGUGGACAAACGGGCAGAAGGGGGAGAGAGCGCCAACUGCGGAUCCCAAAACAGCUCGCUCCUGAGCUCUUUGGGUGCCCUGCUGGGGCUAACUCUCGGUGGUUGGACAUUGCAUGUGGUCGUGAGCACACUGCGGCUGUGGCCUCGGAUGGGUCGCUAUUCACCUGGGGUGCUAAUGAAUUUGGUCAGUUGGGAGAUGGAACUGAGGAGAGCAAGAAACACCCACAGAAAGUAAAGCAGUUGCAGACAGAGUUUGUGAAAUCAGUUUCUUGCGGAGCACAUUGUACUGCUGCUAUUGCAGAGCCUCGUGAUAAUGAUGGAACCAUCUCAAAAAGUAGACUUUGGGUUUGGGGACAAAAUCAGGGAUCAAACCUUCCGCGUUUAUUUUGGGGGGCCUUUACGCCAAACACGAUUAUCUGUCAAGUGUCCUGUGGAGCAGUUCAUGUGGUGGCUUUAUCAGAAGACGGCCUACUACAAGCUUGGGGCUACAACGAAUAUGGUCAGCUUGGCAGGGGUUUCACUUGUGAAGGACUACAGAGGCCUCGUGUAAUAAAUGCUUAUGCAAAGUUCCUUGAUGAAGCUCCUGAGCUUGUGAAGAUUACCCAAGUGUCAUGCGGGGAGUACCACACAGCAGCUGUAUCUGAAAAUGGCGAGGUCUAUACUUGGGGCCUAGGAAAUAUGGGUCAACUUGGACACUGUUCCCUUCAGUCUCCAGAUAAAGAGUUAUUGCCAAGGCGAGUGGUUGCCCUUGAUGGGAUCUUUAUACAGGAGGUUGCAUGUGGUGGUUUGCACACUUGUGCUCUAACUUCGAAGGGAGCUCUUUAUGCUUGGGGUGGUGGUCAAGCUGGGCAGUUAGGACUUGGUCCCCAAACUGGAUCUUUUUCGUUCAUUCCUAGUGAGUCUGAAUCAUACAUCCGUAAUAUGCCUGUUUUAGUUGUACCAAAUGGUGUGCAACUUGUUGCUUGUGGACAUUGUCACACACUUAUAUCUACGAGGGAUGGAAGAAUUCAUGGAUGGGGUUACAAUAGCUAUGGGCAGGCAGCUAACCAAAAAUCUACAUAUGCUUGGUUUCCAUCACCAGUUGAUUGGUGUGUUGGGGAAGUAAGGAAACUAGCAGCUGGUGGUGGCCAUUCUGCUGUGUUGACUGAUGCCUGUUCCUUGAAAGAAUUGUGCGAGUUUAGGCUUGCAGAUAGUAUAACACUAUCAAAUGCUACUGAGAUUGAGGAUGUUGCCUCUCGAACAGGAUCGGAUGCUUUAGCACGUCUUUGUGAAAGAUUGAGGGAGCAGUUGCUUGGUGGUGCUGAUUGCGAUUGGGACGAUGAUGUCUGGAGUGAGAAUUGCCAGACGAACAACUGAACUUGAUUUGAAGAUCACUGUGCUACUGCUUAUUUCCUGUUCCCAUCUUGUUGCAGCUGGAUUAGGAGUAUAAAUUAAGAACCACACUAUUCAGACAAUGAAGGAAAAUUUUUCAUUGGUAAAUACCAUUUUACCAGAAUGUAGCUACAUGUGAACACUUAAAUUAGGAAUCUGGUUGUCAUUUUAUAAACAUGAACUGCAGUAUUGUGAUGACAAACAUGUACCAACAACAAUUCAUAUAAACUUGGACUAACUUUAGUUUAUGAACAUUAAGAUAUGUUAAGUUAA
Mangifera indica (mango) is the source of this 2020-nucleotide messenger RNA. RefSeq names its product ultraviolet-B receptor UVR8. The transcript has 9 exons. Bases 287 to 1732 code for a protein of 481 amino acids. The record is from RefSeq and is a predicted model, not a curated record. NCBI's taxonomy places the organism in Eukaryota, Viridiplantae, Streptophyta, Magnoliopsida, Sapindales, Anacardiaceae.